This is a messenger RNA of Spodoptera litura, 6286 nucleotides long. The record is from RefSeq and is a predicted model, not a curated record. NCBI's taxonomy places the organism in Eukaryota, Metazoa, Arthropoda, Insecta, Lepidoptera, Noctuidae.
UAUCAGGAAUGCGCUUCCAGUGUGGUAACAUUCAGUUUUUUGCAAUAGAUGCCGUCUGCCGUCUUGUAAAUUUUGAUUUGCUUCCCGCCGGCUCUUGACGGUUUGCAUUUGGCACGUGCAGUUUUCUUUAUAUUUCCAUAAAAUACAACUUCGCACAUACUACAAAGUUCAACACUGAUGCUGGCAGUUGGGAUUUACUAUUUCAAUUGUUAGCAGUGUACAAUGUCGCCUUCCCCGAUCCGCUGUCGCGGGCCGUGGAAGAUACACAAGCGUUCCUCGGAGCCGGACAGGUGGUUGGAUGAGAUGGGAUUUUUCCGUAAACAUACAGCUAGGGACUCUAGCUGCCUAUUCCGGGCGGUCUCUGAGAACAUUUAUAACACUCAGCGAUACUUUCAUAAAGUCCGGCUGGAUUGCGUUCAGUUCAUGGCUUCCAAACGGCAUCUCUUCGAAGGGUCAUUGACUUGUCCAUUUGAAAAUUAUCUCAAAGAGAUGUCAAACCCAUCAGAGUGGGGCGGUUUAAUUGAAAUAUCGGCCAUGAGCCAUCUAUAUAGACGUGACUUUGUAAUAUUUGAAGCUAACAAGGGCCCUCAGACAAAGAUAUGCAAUGGUUAUGGAGACCCCAUAUACUUGUUUUACUCACCAGACACUAAACAUUUUGAUGUGGUUUACACAAAAGAUUUCAUAAACACUUCAUCCUACUGCCAGUCUCUAGUAUACGAAAUACUGUACGACGGUGUCUAUCAGCUAAAAGACUUAUCUUACGCCGUCGACAAAAUGCUCCACGACAAAGUACCCUCCAACCACAUCGAAUACUUUAUGUCGGAGAAUGUUGAACGUCGCAAAAAGCAGAAAGAAAGAGCUAAAAUAUUCAUAGAAGCUGCUGAUGAUGACAAGGACAGGAGCAGCAACGCGUUGGCGCUUAAAUGUAAGCACCACACUGAAGAUCUAGAAAGGGCUAGUCUGUUGAAGGAGUCUCUGAGUAUCUUCGUAUUCAAUCGCAGCCUAAUACAGCUUGAGAACGUAUGCAUGAACUGCUUGAACGUAAACAGCGCGAAAGACUUACUUGAUAAUGGAAUCACUCCGUUUCCUUACAAAGUUGCGAAAGCCUUAGACCCUGAUAUCUACAGGAACAUAGAGUUUGACGUGUGGAGCGAGCUCAGACGAGAAAUGCGUUAUGGCGCGAGAUAUUCUGAUGGAACGACCCUCCAAGUGGGCGUGAAAUGUUUGUGCAAACUGCAACCUGAACAGACUGUUCCGUAUCACUGCCAUAUCCAAGAAAUGCGACCUGACGGCGGACCCUGUCUCGUGUUUAUAGAGGAGCUUGGCGAGAAGCGAGUUGUCAAUUUUGAACAGCUGGAGCCACUCCCCCUCGAGGAAAUAAGACCGUGGGCCCCUCCCUACAGAUACUCGCGAGCUCAUUCUCAGUUCCUUACUCUGAGCCAAAUGUUACAACAAAUAGGCAACAUCACUCUGAAACAAGGUCUGAGCAAGGCCCGGAACAAGUCUAAGGUGGCUCCGGACGAGAAGGCUCCCGAGAAAGUGAGCAAGCCGAGCAAAGUGUCGUGGAACGAGGAGACAGGGCUAGCUUUCCAAAACAACGUCGACUUUACAUACCAGCACCUGGACUUCCUUAACUUUGAGCCAAUGCCUGUUGAAGUUGAAGCUCUCCCCCUAAUGGUGGACUGCAGGACGGGCGCGGGAGCUCCGCCCCUAGAACUCUCACAUCCUCAACCAAAUGGCGGCGCGCCAAAUGAGAAUCAUCAUAACCAGGCGGGAGGUAGCGGGGACAUGGUGGCGCAUGGGAUCGCUUCCCCGGCGUCAGUGCGGUCUUCCACACCGGCCUCCACAAACACGCUGACCACCUACACCAACGUGAUGAAUCCUGGAGGUGGAGGAGUCGGAGGUAAUGGCUACCCGGUGGCGGGCGUGGGCGCCAUGCCGGGCGCGGGCGGGGCGUGCGCGCCGUACGUGUGCGGCGUGAAGAGCGUGGUGUGGUGCGGGGGCGCGGGCGGGGGCGCGGCGCUGGGGGGGCUGGGCGCGCUGCCGCACGCGCCCCCGCACGUGCCGCCGCCGCCGCCGCCCGGCGUCAACGCGCACGUGUUCAAGAGCAUGCAGCCCAACGGCUCCGACCUGCCCAUGAACGACAUCCCCACGCUGCGCUUCUACUUCAACCUGGGCGUGGAGUGCGUGUGGGCCACGUACGGGCCGCCGCGCCACUACAGCCCGCGCGAGCUGGCGCACGACCUGGCGCACGUGUCGCUGGCCGAGCGCGCGCCCCACGCGCCCCACGCGCCCCACGCGCCCCACGCGCCCCACGCGCCCGACCACGCCCACAAGCACAAGCCCGCGCCCGCCGCCGACAAGCCGCCGCUCAACAACCAGCCCAAGGGCAACGGCCAGCGACCUCUGCUCGGGCCCAGGUCGGUGUCUCGAUUCAAGCGCGGAGGCGGUAACCAGGACGGCAAUCAAAAUUCCAACCACAACCAGAAUAAGCACAACAAUAAUAUGGGCAAUAAGGGCCCUAACAACCGUCGUAACUCUCACAGCGAGCAGCGCGGUCCUCACGUCGGCUACAGCGGCGCUGGCGAGGGAGAGUGCGUCAUGGAACAGCCCAUGAUCACACUGCCAUACAUCCCAUACCCCCCACCCAUGUACCCCAUACAAUACUACCCUGUCGAGACUGAUCCCGCUAUGAUGGGCAUGAUGGGCGGUAUGGGGUACGUGGGCUACGAGGAAGGAGUGUACGAGGGAGGCAUGCAGGCGUACUACCCCCCCGCGCCGCACUACCCGCCCCCGCACCCCCACCCCCACCCACACCACGUAGAGCACAAGCCGUCCCAGCGUCUACAUGCUCCGUAAUUCAUCAUCAUUCAACAAUCACCACACACAUUAGGUAAUUGCAUCCCCAUCGUUUCAUCGUUUUUCUAGCGUACUUCUUGGUUCCGAGCACAGCUACCCAUCUUGUGUACUCAAGCUCUAAUAAAUGAAUAAUUUGGACAAUCAAAAGUAACACUUUGACCAGAGUUCUUUUAUUUCCUUGUCAUUUUGCACAAACUAAAAUUAUCAAAAGAAAAGUACAGUUACACUUUUAGUAACAAUAAAAUAAUCUAUCAGAAUUUCAUUCAUAUACUCGAAUAAUCAACAAGUAUCAUAUAAAUGGUUUACCGAAUUGUGUGUCUUCUUGCUAAAAUUAUUAUGUCGGAACUCAUAGUCGAUUAAACGACUAAUUUGAGUUGAAUCGGUACAUACGUCAACAUAAACAAACUAACAAGGCUAUUAAUAACAAAACAAUGGAUGUGGUUGAGAUGUGUUGUCUGUCAACGCCGGCGUUCAGGAAGUAAUUCAGUCUACCACAUUCCAAGUGUAGUUGGAAGACAUAAUCAAGAACUAAGUAAUUAAUUAACCUAUCAUUCACGUAACAAGAUCAUUAGAUAUCUCCAUCGCACUAGAUUGUGGCAAAACUAAUUACAUAAUUUAAAUACUACUCAAGUUGUAUUCUAAAAUAGGAUUCAAUUCCAUUUUAGUUUAAAAUUUGAGUAUCUAUUUAUAAUAACCGAUAUUAUCACUGAGUAUAUGUUAACAUACACAUAUUACAUUUGUGAAACUAAUUUUUUAUGUGUAAUUGUAAUAUACACAAUACUAAACUGGAUAUGCACUGAAUUGAUCAUUAACUUGACUUAUGAAACAAUUUUGAAGUGAUCAUAAUCUUUUGAACAAAUAAGUAGUUCCUAGUACCCAUGUAUUUACUGUUGAUUUAUCAGUGUGUGUUCAGAUUAACAUGUAAACUAUCGGCUGACGUGAAUAAAUGAUGUAAUACAAAGUUGCCAAAUGUUUACCAUCGAUUUAUUAUAAGUUCAUUACACUCGGCCGAUUACAACUUGUUCACUAGUGGCUUGAUAGCAACAUGAGCUACUAAUUAGUGCCUGAAUUCAGUAUACAACGACAAUUGUCAUCAUAAGGUCGGUAUACGAAUUUUGAACGUGAAAAAUAUUGGAUAAAACGUAUCAAUGUUGCAUUAUUACAUAGUGCCACGCUGUGUGUGGGAUACAUUUGCAACUCGCGUCAAUUAUAUAGACAAAUAUUUGGAAAAAGUCAAUUAAACAUUUCAUUCGAAGUAACAGCCUAACAUUAUGUUUCAUACUACUAACAUUAGUUGCAGAUACCUGGCACAGAAUGGCACGAUCAUUUGUUAUUUAUUAAGAUGUGGGAAUAAACAAUCGAUAACUGUUUUUGAAAAAUAGUAAAAUUGUAUUAUAUGUACUUAACAUAAGGAGGGAAGGUCGCACAACCUUUGUUUCUGUACCGUUUCAAAUUUCCGAUUGUGAACUUCCAUAACUGUGAUCUAUUUGACUGAAACCUUCUCCAUUUGUAUAUGGCAAUUAAAUUAGUUUACUAUAUAAUUACUAUAUAGGAACCGUUUUUGAAAUUGUUAAUCCACAAGUGUUCAUUGGUGCUGCAAAAUUGAUUAGAACAGGGUAAGCGUGAUAUUUUUGUAUGUUACAGCAUUAUACAUACAUACAAAUGUUACGUAGUUGUUAGGCGCUGUAUAUCAUUCCUUGUAAUGUAAGGUGAAACUGUAAAUUUUAAGACAAUUUAUUGUAGUUUUUAUGUCGCAAAUUUAAGUUUCCUGUUUCUUAAGUAUUUUUUUAUCACUUAUCACGACACGUGUACUCUCAAGUUACACCUUAGCCGCAGGUACGACUAUACAGCCCGGGCUAGUUUCUAUGGGCCCUGUACCCAAGACGCAAUAUUAGUCGAGUCUUGUGUAGUGAUAAGUUUAUUUUUGGCUUAACUUUAGUUUAGUUAGAAUAAGUCAAGACGGUUUCACACGCCUCUGUUUAGGUUCGCACUAAGAUGAAUGUAGAUUUACUUUUAAAUAUUCUCAGAUCUCAAGCUCAAUAUAAACGCAGACCUUUUGAAUCUCCAAUUAAACAUUCAGCACUUUAAAAUAAAAUGUGAAUCCAAUAACGUGAACACAUCAAGUAUCCUACUUUGAUCUCAUUUAAAAAUAACAUUCGUAAGAAAACUGGUGCUUGGGUUUGUUAGUUGUUUACUUGUAUUUAAGUAACUUGUUCAAAUUUAUUAACAUUUAAUGUAAGCGGGACCAUUAGUAACCUUGUGAACAAGAAAAGUAUAUUAGUAUUAUUAUAGAUAUUUUCGCUACAUCGCCUAGUCUCUGCAUUUACUACGUUAGUCGGUGCACGCUGCAUCUAUGUCCAGAGGCUGGAGAGAUAGAGCCGAGGGAAAUUGUGAUCUCCUUUUUGGGAGAUCAACGUUCAGUAACAUACAUGCGCGCCAUAUUUAAUUUAACAGUUCCUUUUAUUGCUAUUAUCUUGUUUACGCGUGGCGGUUUGAGACCGCUUGUUACGUCUGCAGACAAUGACAAAAUUGACUCGUGUUUUGGAUUGUUUAUAUAAGUAUUUGGCUGUGAUUCUCAAGUAAUCUCAGUAACGAUUGGUAUUAUGUUGUUGGCUGACAUUUGUUAUACGAAAAACAGAUCGCUUUAUAUCUAUUACUAAUUACAUACCAGACAGUCGAGUUUGUCUGUAUGUACAAAUAUUAUUCCUUAUAAUAUUUGAUUGUUUAUUUAUUGAUCACUAAGGUUGUACCUUAAUUCCGCCCAUGAUUAUUAUACUUCACAUUUACACUCCAAACAUAAUUAUAUAUUAAUAUUUACUAUAUAUUACGCAUAGAUUUAUAUAUUUGCGUAUGGUAGCGAAAUCUUGAAUGUUUUACAGAGUUGUUAAAGAAAAUAUUAAAAACAAAAAACAAGUGUUCUUACGACAGGUUACGUGUCAUGUUCAUGUUAAUUAUAAUUUUCGGUUUUCAGUAUUAGUUUAAAUCACUAGGGGUUAGAGUUUUAUGUUAGUCGUUAAUUAAUGUUUACGUAACUAUAGUCUAGUGUUACUUUAUUUAAGUAUACCGUCAGUUACUUUGUAAUCUCGUCAGUUAGGGCGUAAAAUAUAUAUUUUUUGUUCUCAAUGUAGUUGUAUAAGUUUGUGUGCCAAGUUUAAACUUUGAUGUAUGAUAUAAACGAGCAGUGUCACCCAUGAGUAGCAUCUUGACGACCAACAUCACUGCCGUAGAACAAAAUUCUCGUUGUCAUAUCAGUGUUAAAGAUACAUUAGUAAAUACAAUAAUUGUGUUGUGAAUAAUACUAUUAUAGGUACAUGUAUGUCUUACUAUAUGGUUGUACAGUGCUCAAAGUUAGGGUAAUGUCCGCCUUUGAGAUGUUAUUUGUAAUUCUUUUUCAAAAUUCCAUCAAUAAAUGUAAACUGAUUUUUCA